AUGUCUGACUACGGAGGCGAUGACGGCUACGAUGCGGGAGGCUACAACGAUGAUGUAGUCGACGUAUACGACGAGGAGGCAGAGCCAGAUGUUUAUGACGACGACGGCGCGGACGGCGAGGGCCAGCAGGAAGACCCAGAGACAGUCCAUGACCAAGACAACAUCGUCGAAAGCGGAGACCCCAGCGCGGCAGCGGCAGCCAAAUCUUCACAAAAGAAUACUGUGGCCGCGGAGAAGUCAAAGAAGGUGCCCAACGACCAACGCUCGACGACACCAUAUAUGACCAAGUACGAGAAGGCGCGUAUAUUGGGAACACGCGCUUUGCAGAUCAGCGGCAACGCGCCAGUCCUCAUCGAUGUAGAGGGCAUGACGGAUCCUCUUGAGAUUGCUCAAAAGGAGUUGCGCGAGAAGAAGAUUCCCUUGGUCGUACGGCGGUAUCUUCCCGAUGGAUUCUACGAGGACUGGACAUGUGAGGAACUCCUGACGUAG
This is a messenger RNA of Didymosphaeria variabile, 489 nucleotides long. RefSeq names its product subunit common to RNA polymerases I, II, and III (gene RPO26). Gene Ontology annotation, biological process: DNA-templated transcription. The transcript has 4 exons. The coding region runs from base 1 to 489 and encodes 162 amino acids. The record is from RefSeq and is a predicted model, not a curated record. Gene Ontology annotation, molecular function: DNA binding; DNA-directed RNA polymerase activity. Gene Ontology annotation, cellular component: RNA polymerase II, core complex; RNA polymerase I complex; nucleus. Lineage: Eukaryota; Fungi; Ascomycota; Dothideomycetes; Pleosporales; Didymosphaeriaceae.